Messenger RNA from Rana temporaria (common frog), 1239 nucleotides. RefSeq names its product pancreatic secretory granule membrane major glycoprotein GP2-like. Gene Ontology annotation, cellular component: apical plasma membrane; cell surface. The record is from RefSeq and is a predicted model, not a curated record. NCBI's taxonomy places the organism in Eukaryota, Metazoa, Chordata, Amphibia, Anura, Ranidae. The coding region runs from base 1 to 1239 and encodes 412 amino acids. The transcript has 12 exons. Gene Ontology annotation, biological process: neutrophil migration.
AUGAGGACCUACAGUGAUUAUCACAUUUGCUUCAAUUCCAAGUUCCCUACCCCAAAUUUCAGACAUCCAAACCGGACAUACAGUACAAUUCCAUUUUCUACCAUCACCAUCACCACUCCUCGUACGUUUUCCACCACCACCAUCACCACUCCUAGUUCGUUUUCUACCACCACCAUCACCACUCCUCAUCCAUCGCCCAUCACCACUCAUAAUGCUUCAACACAGAUAUGUAAAGCGGACGAGGAAUGGCAGCUGCGGGACAAAGGACAUGGAUGUUUUUGCAAAGAUCCGUAUAAAGUCACCACUUUAUCACAGGUGGUUCCUGAGAAGACCUGCGGAUCGUUCGAGAUGAGAGCCGCCUUCCAUAAAUGUCAGUUCAAUGAUCUGAGUAUUUACUUCAACGAGAGUCAUGUGAAGGAUAACGCCUGCUAUGACUUCCAGGAUGACCCCGUCACAAACACCUUCUCAGUCCUGGUCCCUCUAAAAGUCGGAGGUUGCAAAGCCCUGGCUUAUGAAACAAACAAAACUCAUAUCAUGUAUAAGAUUAAUAUCAUCAUUGAUGUGGACACCAUUGGAAACACCCCAGAAAAAAACACCCUGAUCGUACCCUUGCAGUGUUCCCACACGUUGGAUAUAAUAUCCAGUCUGAAUACCGUUCCCGAUCCAAUCAUCAGAUCUAUAACUAUCGCAGUUUCGGGGAAAGGAGAGUUCAAGGUCCACAUGUCUUUGUAUAAUGGCAGCUACACGACUCCAUACACGGGAUCCGAAGCUGUCCUGUCCUCAGAGGAAAUAUUGUAUAUCGGAGUUUUCUUUCUUGGAGACACAUCUAAUUUCAUUCUGGUGAUGGACAAAUGCUACGCCACCGCAACAAAUGAUAUGAAUGACCCACAGAAAUACCACUUCUUCCAAAGCAGUUGUCCUAAGUUGAAAUAUUCCAUUUUAUCUAUUGACGAGGGAGGUUCUUCCAACAAAGGACGGUUUUCUGUGACGUUGUUCAAGUAUGUUGGAGACAGCAACCACGCGUAUAUACAUUGUGCUGUGAGCCUGUGUGACAUCAGUUCUGGAUCCUCUAGCCAUUGCUACUGCAGAGCAGGAAGUCGAAGUGUUGGAACCAGAACCCCACAGAGUUUUGAUGGUGCUCUGACAAUUGGACCAAUUAGAAGAUCAGAACAGAGAUUAUCCCCGGAGGACUUGGAGCUUGUUCUGUGUCUCCUGGACAUCACUCAUUCUUUAUCAUGA